UUAUAUAAAUACAGACCGUCUUGCUUUAAGCGUAGAUGAAAAAACAAAUACAAACAUGGUGCUGUGAAAGGCCUGAUUUAUGUGUUGAACUUCUGAGAACUUUAGAUUGGAAUUUCUUUUCAUCAUUUCUGCAAGUCAGUCACAAGAUUUGAACCAGGGACCUGUCGUUUCGGAAGCCUGGCGCUUUAAAACUCAGCCACCAUGCCUCCAGUAUGAACCAAGCUCAACAAAAAUAAGCUAUUUGAAAAAAAAAUAUCGAAUAAUUUUAUUUUCUAACUGCAGAAAGCUGACGAAUGAACAGAUACGAGGAGAUUAUGGCGACAGGAACAUUUGGGGACAUUGAAAUGGAAGAAAGAGGUUGGCCUACAUUAGAAGUGAACAAUCACAAAGUCGAGUAUAUUAAGAAAAAUACAUUAAACUACAAAGACCUGCAUUUUGAUAAAAGCCCCAAAUACAAGCUACUUGUACAGUUACAAUUGCUGCCAAAAGACAUUAGCAAAAAGAAAGCCAGGAAGUUCGUCUGCAGCUUGAUCAAGGCCAUUGACUAUGAAGGCUGUCUUCUGAUUGAACUUAACAACCAUGUCGCUAAACUUAUCGGAAGUGACGUCUUCUUGAAAAAGAAAAAAGUCAUUGGGAUAAUAAAGGAAAAGGACUUUGACAAAUUCACAAAAAAGGGCGAGAAGAGAGAGAGAAGUCAGCAGAACUCUGCGUUUUUAAACUUUAGUUCACUUAUUGUUAUCGGUAGUGGAAGUAGGUUUCAGUUUGAACAAGAGGACAGAAACAAAAUAUACAAGUGUGACAUACAAGUCCUUGAACAUCAAAACUUCGACCAUCACUGCGACGGCACCGGUGUCUGCGCUGAUCAUCAAGAGGAAGACGGUGGCGUCGAUGGCGUUCGUGAUGGUAAUACUACGACUACCUUUGGUGAGGACGAUGACUUCAACGACGAGGACUCUGAUGAUGAGGAUGAUGAUAAAGGUGACGAUGAAAGUCAAAUCUCUCACUCUACGCCCAAUGGCAAUGACGAGCCAUCUGAUGAAGAUAAUGCCAAGCUAAUUAUCCAGCAAAAAGGCGGCCUCAGUUCUCAACAACAUUUGACAUUAAAAAAUGCCUGCAAAGUGGACAUUUUAAGAGAACAAAUAUAUAAAGCAACAGCGAAGCAUUAUAAUUUAUGCCCAAAGAAGAUUGAUACUUUUUACAUAACACUGGCUCUUAACAAAGUAGAUAAACGACUCACCACAGGAGCAGACAGUAAAUUGCAAUGGAGUGAAAAAAAUCUCAGAGAUGUAUUGCAAGUCAUUGUGACGGACUUCAAGGCAAAGUUCCUGGAACAACUUCUUGAUGGAUAUUAUUCCCCUUCAAAAGUCAUGAAAACACUAAAGAAGAUUACUAGGAAACUUAAAGAAGUCUCUGAUCACAGAAAGAAGGCUCCGCGUAAUUUUCUAGCGACUUUAGGAAAAGCUGACAUUAAAUUCACGAAUGAAAAAUCAGACUGUUUUGUAAGACUAUUCAUGAACGCUAUAGAGAAGGAGAAAUUUAAGGCAUCUUUGUACUACUGGACACAACUCAGCUAUCUGACAGGCACGGCCCUUCUUGCUCAGUAUGCUUUGAGACAAAAAAUGGUCAAUAAAAAUUUCAAAGAUAAGAAGUCGAAAUAUCAGAAGUAUUUAAACAUUUAUCAUGAUGCUGCAACUGAGGUUUUACAAUCCUGCUAUAAAAAGAAUGUGCACUUGACUUUCUGCCUUAUUGUGAAAGCGAUUCCAGAUUGGAGUGAAUCCUGCAUAACGAUCGCUCUGAAGACUGAAAACAAAGAGUUUCUACAACAGCAGGCUUGUGCUGGUGUCAACAGUGUCAGCUGGUCCAACUAUCUUGGGAGAGACUUGGAUUUAUCACAGGGAUCUAAGCAUAACCAAAGAGGUCUAAAACACAGGGUUAAAGAGACGCUAUUCUCACCCAAGGCACGAUGCCUAAUGGAUAUGGCCUCCUACUUACUGUUUCUCACGGCUUACAGCUUCCUCUUGGUCUCAGUACUAAGCAUGACUAAAUUCCAUUGGCUCGAGACCGUGGUCAUUGGCUAUUUAAUUAUCUUCUUCGUAAAGGAGCUUGACCAGUGUUGCGGCAAAAUUCGCCAAGGUCCGAGGCAGUGUUGGUACUACAUUACUGAUCCGUUCAACAUUCUGGACCAGCUGUCUAUCUUCAUUGCCGUCGCAUCUUGGGCUCUCCGCUUGUUGGCGUACGCAAUCCCUAGAGAAGAGUGGUUCGUGAUCUCGACUCGCUACCUUCUGUGUUUAAAUUACAUGCUCUACAUGUUUCGAUUCUUGGAGUUCUUCUAUCAGAACAAAUUUCUUGGACCGAUGCUAGUGGUCAUCAGAAAUAUGGUCAAAACCUACAUUAACUUCCUUUUGAUUCUGCUAAUCUUCUUGACGACCUACUGCGUUGUCUCAGAGAGUCUGUUACACCCAGAGCAGGAACUGACCACAAAUAUAUUCUAUAAGGUCUUUCACAAAGGAUUCUGGGCCAUGAUGGGUGAAUAUUAUCUAGACGACAUAAACACCCCCUCCCCAGAAGGAUGUAAAGCCCCAAUUCGGAACAAAACAGGAUGUCAAGAUGGGCUGACAAAUACCAGUUGCGACAGUCUCUAUUCCUCCAACUACACUUUUGUCAAGAGGAAGGGUUGCCCAACUAAACAUGGGCGGUACAUGGUUCCAUUCUUGCUGGGAGUCUAUGUUCUGUUUAUUCAGUUACUGAUGUUCAAUUUGGUAAUCGCGCUGUUCAACAAUGCUAUCUCAGACAAUGAUACUCAAAGGGACAUGAUCUGGAGAUACCAAAGAUUUCAACUGACAAUGCAGUAUUCUGAGAUGAGAAUUCUAUUACCUCCCUUUCUAUUUUUAUUUUUCUUCUUGAGAGAAAUGGUUGGCAAUCCGUUCAAGUCGACCGUGACUGGAGGUGAUGUAGAACUGAGAGACUUUGAAAGAAUUGUUGCGCAAAAGACGCUAUAUAAAAUUACUAAAGGGAGGCGAGGACCUGAUGUGCCUGACACUAAAGAGAAAAAAGACUUGCAUCCAAAUGUAUCAGAUAGCACACCUCAAUACACCUCCACCAGGCUGUAAUAGCAAGACCGUCUUUCAUGAGGAUGUAGAGUCCAUUGUAAGAGACAGUGUCAGAUAUGACUAAGAAAAAGAACCAACAAAUGUUCACGAACUUUGCCUUUCUUUUCCUUUUUUUUUAUCAUAUCUUUGUUUAUCAAUAUUUUCAUUCUUUGUUUAUUAUAUUUUUUUUCUUUCUUUAUCAUAUUUGUAUUUAUUUGUUUAUCAUAUACUUUCAUCUUUUUUUAUCAUGUUAUUUAACAUGAUUUCAUUUGUAACUCGAUUCAUUGAAAUGUCUUCUUUCUUUUAAUAGUAAAUUUUUUUUUACCUUAUUUAUUUUAAUUUUUUUAUUGUGCCUUUUACUCUAUAUUCAUUUUAACAAAAACCUCUUUAACUUAAAUGUAUAACUAUUUUGAAAGUCGUCUUAGUAAUAAGUGAAAUCAACGUAUAGAAAUUAUAUUAUAUGUUAUUUAAUAUUUUUAAACCUUGUAAUAUUUUGUUUAACUUGUUAACAAUGCAGAUGCACAUUCCUAUGUCUUUAGGAUUAUUAUUAUUAUAGCUUUUAUAUAGCGCUACUUUCAUGCUUAUAGCUGAGCGCUUUUGGUCCAAUCUCAUUUGUGGACCAGUUUGGGGGGGGGGGUGA
Molecule: messenger RNA, 3729 nt
Organism: Biomphalaria glabrata
Lineage: Eukaryota; Metazoa; Mollusca; Gastropoda; Planorbidae
Product: transient receptor potential cation channel subfamily M member 1-like
Exons: 27
Coding region: 294-3110 (938 amino acids)
Biological process (GO): calcium ion transmembrane transport
Cellular component (GO): membrane
Molecular function (GO): ligand-gated calcium channel activity
Source: RefSeq, a predicted model, not a curated record